UUAUAUGCGUCGUCUAAUAAACGUAGUAGAACUAACCAUAGGUUUUUUUAAUAUAAAUAAUAAUUGGCAUCAUCGUUGCAGCUAUAUCUGGAUGAUGAAUUCGCCCAAAGACUUUGAAGAAGACUUUUUAUCCUGUUUAAUAUGCUUCGAGAAAUUUAACAAUCCAAAAACGCUGCCAUGUCUUCACACAUUUUGUCUUGAUUGCUUAAGAUCAUACAUAAAAUCCACAACGCUUUUUAAAAAUGGGACAUCAUUCAAGUGUCCAACGUGUAGAGAUUUGGCGACGGUGCCACGUCCCAAAAGUCCAGAUUGGGCAGCUCAAUUUAAAACCAAUUUUUACGUUAACAAUUUAAUGGAGGCAGCUGCAGCGGCUAACACAGCUCCACAAAAGACGUUGGUUAGUUGUGGCGACUCCAAAUCUCUAUCCAAUAAGAUAGUUCCAAUUAUGAAAACCGAACUUGCAGCCCAUAAAUCGAAAUUAGAGCCAUACCUGUUGCGGUUGGAACUGUUAAACAUAGAAAUUGAAAAGGAACAGACGAAUGCUGCCACUGAAAAGGAAAGAAUCAAGAAUUUGAUAAUGGCACACUCUAAACAACUUCUGAGAAUGGUACAGAACGAAACAACCAGGUGUUUGGGGCGACUAGAUUCGAUAUCUUUAGAAAUUGAUGACGUUUUUCAAAGUGAAAUUGAAUCCAACAAAAGACUGCGUUCGUCUGUAGAAAGUACAUGUAGUGACAUGGACACUGUAAUUAACGGAUCCGAUGCAAAUAUACUUGAUGGCGUGGAACGAAUUGUUGGUGAAAAGCAGAAACUUAUGCAUAAAUUGCCUACUUCAUUCCAGAUUCCAGUAUUUAAAAUCAACCAUGUUCCUGCAGACCUUAAGAUUUGUGGUAUACUAGGAACUACCGAUUUUGGAAGAGAGAAACGGAUACUAAUGUUUGCUGAUGCCAAAAUCCCGAAGUACUCAGAUAGCAACAACAGUUCUAUCGAUUCUGUUCCACAUUUAAAUCCAGGAGAAAUUUCAAACGGAUCGCCCUAUUUCAACCAUAAAAGCACGUUGACAUUUUUGUCUAAAUUGGAAACAAAAGUAAAAGGCGACAAAUCCAACCCAUGCCUCCGGGAUAUUGCCCUGUUACAAAGCGGAAUAGUGGUGGUUACUGAUUCGGGGAACAAUUGCAUUAAAUCAUUUUACAACAUUACAGGGACCAAAAAGGAUAGUAGCCGAAUAUCCACUGGUCUUCCUCCACAUGCAGUCUCUGUAAUGAAUACAGAGAACAGGGUUGCUGUUACCGUACCUAAAGCUAAGCAAAUCAUGGUUAUAAAUGUAGCUCCGAAUCUCGCUUUAGAAAAACAUAUAACGACAACCAAGAAAUAUUGGGGUAUAAGCGGCAUCGGUCGGGGCAUGUUUGCCGUUAGCACGUGUCCCGGUAUAGAAGCUGGAGUGAUUGAUAUUAUUAACCUGGAAGGCGAUCUCUUGCAAAAUAUACAUUCAACUGGUCUUUUUCCUAAUCCUCUUUAUCUGGCAUCAUUAUCAACAGGGGUCAUCAUCGUAUCAGACUGCACAGUUCAAAAAGUUGCUGGACUACGACAAAACGGCGAUGUUUUAUUUGGAAAGGAUAAGCGCAAUGAUAUUUUCAUUCGACCCAUGGGAGUAAAAUGCGACUCUUUUGAUGGAAUUCUGAUUGUUGAUGCAAAUCAAAAUGUAUUUGCUAUGAACGGGCGAGGUAUUGUUAAAAAAAAGUUUUCUCUCCAUUGUAAAGAUAUCAAAAAGGAAGUCAUUCGCAGCUUGGCCGUGCAUAAAAAUAAGUUAUAUGUCGUUUCAGAAGAGUCUCGCAUAUUUACCUUCCAGCUACAGUAAGUUCAACAAUUGACAGUAUAACAUGGUCAAAUUUUAAAAUUAUAAUAACAGUUCUGUAGUGUUCCAAGGUAGAUAACAAGACUGUCACGUAUAGAAUCAAUUGACUAAUAUGGGAUGGUGAUAAUGCGUGUUGGUGUUAGUUAACAUUUUUAUACAGAACAUUAACCAAGGAGCGGGACGAUUUACCCAAUAGUACUCAAUACUUAUUAAAUACUAUCACAUAAUGUUAUUUUUUUUUUCUCACAAUAAUGAGGUAGUAUGUAAUUUAGUUAGUAUUGGGUGGUAUUAUGUAGUAUUGGGUAAAUCGCUUUGCUGUUUUAUUAACUUAAGAAAUGAUUGUCAUGCUAAGUAUUAGCUGUUUCUGUCCUCCAGUAUUAUCGAGUGAACAAUUACUAAAGAUUAUGUACACAAUCUUUAGUAAUUGUUCACUCAUCAAUAGUCUCCCACAAUGUUUGCCUUUUUGCCUUUAUGUUAUAGUAAAUAUAUGCACCGCACAUCACUCAGAUAUACUCCAUGAUAGUUAGUUCCCAUUUAAAGUCAUAGAAGGGUCAAAACAACUGGAAUAAAACAGCACGCUUAACCCAACAAAUUAAUUUUCUUUGAUUUUUUUUUCAAACAUUCAGCUAAGGUAAUUUUAACAAAUGUCAGAAAACUAUUGCAUCUAAAGCAUCCAAAGCCCUGUAUCAAUUAUAUAAUGUUCUUUUCUAUUUGCCUCUUAUAUAGGAUCAAUUCUUAAUUAUGCUUGUGCAAGUUGGGGCUUCCAUAGUUCUCCAGACAUUGAAAAACUACACCUCCAAUUCUGUAAACGGGUAUUACUUUUAAAAUCGUCUACGCAUAGUGCUUCGGUGUAUGGAGAGCUUGGAAGAACAACUCAAUAUUACUCCAGACUAAAUUGUAUAUUAAAAUAUUGGAUAAAUGUUUUAUCAGAUAAAGAUAGUUUAAAAUAUAUUGUUAACAACCACUCACGGAAUUCGGCUUUGGACAGGAAAUACAGUAAUAAAACAUGGGCGUUCAAUGUUAAAAAGUUUACUGGAUAAUCUUGGCUGUUCCUUUUACUGGACGAAUCAAGAUUUUUAAUCUUCCUUAUUUUAAUAUUUUAAAAGCUAAACUGUUUGAUCAAUCUAUCCAAGAAUGGAAUUCUUCACGUUUUGCUUCAUCCAAGUUAAGCACAUAUAAUUCGUUCACAGAUUUACCUCUAUUUAAAUUUUAUCUAUGCAUUGAGGACCUAAAACUGAAGUUUAGAUGCUCGUCGCAUUCGCUUUGCAUAGAAACUGACAGAUAUUUAAAUACACCCAGGGAAGAGAGAUUAUGUAAAUAUUGUACGUUGGAAGAUGAAUACCAUUUUUUUGUUAAUUUGUCCUGCAUAUAAUACCCUAAGAGAAUUGUAUUUACCAUCUAAGUAUUAUACUAGUCCAAAUAUCUAUAAAUUUGUCUCUUUGAUGUCGUCAACUGAUCAAAAACUUAUUAUAUCUACAGAUAAAUUUAUAUAUUUCGCUUUUGCUCGACGUACAUCAUUA
Messenger RNA from Patella vulgata (common limpet), 3375 nucleotides. Its product is annotated as tripartite motif-containing protein 59-like. The record is from RefSeq and is a predicted model, not a curated record. Lineage: Eukaryota; Metazoa; Mollusca; Gastropoda; Patellidae. Gene Ontology annotation, cellular component: nucleoplasm; chromatin. Gene Ontology annotation, biological process: positive regulation of DNA-templated transcription. The transcript has 2 exons. Gene Ontology annotation, molecular function: ubiquitin-protein transferase activity. Bases 5 to 1858 code for a protein of 617 amino acids.